UAACAGGACAAUGUUGUUCGUAGGUCUUAUAGCAGUUGUUCUUAUGAGCCAAGUUUCAGCUACUACCAAUUGUGAAACAUUGUGCAAACAUCUGAGUUCUAAUCCUCUCAGAUACGAGAACUGUCUUUGGGAUUGUGAAGUUUUGGAUGACUGCAAGAAAUGUGAAGCGCCAAGAUGUGCAGACAAACCAGAUGCCUGCAAUUCAGAAACUGAAAAUUGUAAAGAUACUGAUGAUGGCAGAGUUUGUGUCUGUAAAGAUGGUUUCGAGAAAAAAGACGGCCAAUGCAAAGAUAUCGACGAGUGUGCCACACAUACUGCUAAUUGUAAGCUGAAUCAAAUAUGUGAGAACCUACCAGGAUCAUAUCAAUGCAAAGAUUGUCCAACAGGACAAAUCCCUGUGAACAACGAGUGUAUAGUGAAAACAUGUAACCAUGUCAAAUGUGGCGAACAUCAAGAGUGCAAGGAAUCAGAAAAUGGACCAAAAUGUGUAUGUGUGAAGGGACACUUUUAUACUGUAAAUGGAUGUAAAGUGAAAACAUGCGCUCAUCAUACGUGUGAAUACAACCAGGUUUGUAUAGAUACAGCUUAUGGACCCAAAUGUAAAUGUAAAAAGGGGUACUACUACCAUGAAGAUAAAUGUAAAGUGGCAACAUGUGCAACUUACAAGUGUGAAUACAACGAAGUUUGUAAAAAUACAGAGCAUGGACCCAAAUGUGAAUGUCAGCAGGGGUACUAUUACCAUGAAAACGCAUGUAAAGCUGCUGUGAAAUGUCCUCAUGUGAAGUGUAGUUAUAAUGAAUACUGUUACACUAAAACUGGAAAGUGCUAUCCAUGUAAAGUUAUCUGCAAGCAAUAUACAGAGGGAACUUAUAUGUACAAAUCAUGUUAUUCCUAUUACUGCAAUGGUGACUAUGGUAGAUAGACGGCUUUGUCAUGUUAACAUAUAUAUAUUCUGUACUUUUUUCCGACUAUUUAAUUCGAUAUUUCAAAUUAUUCUCAUUCUACAACUUUUGAUUGUUCUGUUUUGUUUUACCUUGUUUUACGAUAAAAAUAUUUAAAGAAUUACAGAGAAAUUUUCAGAUCAGGAGGAACUUUUAGGCCAGAGAUGAAGAAACACAAAUUCUUCUAUUGAAAUAAAAUUUUAGUUAAAAUAGA
Molecule: messenger RNA, 1155 nt
Organism: Mytilus trossulus (common blue mussel)
Lineage: Eukaryota; Metazoa; Mollusca; Bivalvia; Mytilida; Mytilidae
Product: protein kinase C-binding protein NELL2-like
Exons: 13
Coding region: 11-922 (303 amino acids)
Molecular function (GO): calcium ion binding
Source: RefSeq, a predicted model, not a curated record